AUGUCUACUAAUACUGUUCCCUCAUCUCCCCCAAACCAGACGCCACCUGCUGCUUCUGGCAUCGCUACCUCUCACGAUCACACCAAGUUCAACAAUCCCAUCAGACUACCGAUAUCCAUCUCUCUCACCAUUAACGAUACGCCUAACAAUAACAGCAAUAAUAAUAGCGUUAGCAAUGGUUUAGGUAUUUUGCCCUCGCGUACGGCUACUUCUUUAGUCGUUGCAAAUAACGGUAGCGCAAACGGCAAUGUUGGUGCUACUGCUGCUGCUGCUGCCACUGUGGAGACGAAUACAGCCCCCGCGGUGAACACUACAAAGAGUAUCCGCCAUUUCAUAUAUCCUCCAAACCAAGUCAAUCAGACGGAGUUUUCACUUGAUAUACAUCUCCCACCAAAUACCUCGCUACCGGAACGGAUAGACCAAUCUACUUUGAAACGCAGAAUGGACAAGCACGGGCUUUUCAGCAUUAGGCUAACCCCGUUUAUAGAUACUUCAUCCACGUCUGUGGCUAACCAGGGUCUUUUCUUUGACCCCAUUAUCAGGACUGCGGGCGCAGGCUCGCAAAUUAUCAUCGGAAGAUACACCGAAAGAGUAAGAGAGGCAAUUUCCAAAAUUCCAGAUCAGUAUCAUCCCGUAGUGUUCAAAUCAAAAGUGAUAUCCAGGACCCAUGGGUGUUUCAAAGUUGAUGACCAAGGAAACUGGUUUUUGAAAGAUGUCAAGUCUUCCAGUGGGACCUUUUUGAACCACCAGCGUCUAUCUUCUGCGUCUACCACUUCUAAGGACUACCUUUUACAUGACGGAGAUAUCAUACAGCUGGGUAUGGACUUUCGCGGCGGGACGGAAGAGAUAUAUCGUUGUGUUAAGAUGAAAAUAGAAUUGAACAAGUCUUGGAAAUUAAAGGCCAAUGCAUUUAAUAAAGAAGCCUUGAGCCGAAUAAAAAAUCUACAGAAACUAACUACUGGUUUAGAACAAGAAGACUGUUCCAUUUGUCUAAACAAAAUAAAACCUUGCCAAGCCAUUUUUAUAUCACCAUGUGCCCAUAGUUGGCAUUUUCAUUGUGUAAGAAGAUUGGUUAUUAUGAAUUAUCCUCAAUUCAUGUGUCCGAACUGUAGGACAAACUGUGAUUUGGAGACUACCUUGGAAUCCGAAUCUGAAUCCGAAUUCGAAAACGAGGACGAAGAUGAGCCAGACAUUGAAAUGGAUAUAGACAUGGAAAUAAAUAACAAUUUAGGUGUUCGCCUAGUAGAUUGA
Molecule: messenger RNA, 1251 nt
Organism: Saccharomyces cerevisiae S288C
Lineage: Eukaryota; Fungi; Ascomycota; Saccharomycetes; Saccharomycetales; Saccharomycetaceae
Gene: DMA1
Product: ubiquitin-conjugating protein DMA1
Exons: 1
Coding region: 1-1251 (416 amino acids)
Biological process (GO): regulation of formin-nucleated actin cable assembly; protein localization to bud neck; mitotic spindle orientation checkpoint signaling
Cellular component (GO): cytoplasm
Molecular function (GO): ubiquitin protein ligase activity; ubiquitin-protein transferase activity
Source: RefSeq, marked reviewed